GUGUCGUAGGGAUAAUCCGCGGCGCCCGUUCGAAUCCCCGAACCCUGCUCGCAGCGCGCUCGGCGCCGCUGUGUAGCACGCCGGGGCUGCCUAUUUGCAGCGGUGCGACCAAAGAGCUGCAGAACCGACCACUGGGGCAGCCUCGGCGCGAUUGCGGCCACAAAUAAUGGCCGUCACGGCCGAUGAGCUCGCGCAGCUCGAGGAGCGGCUGCUGGCCAAGCUCCAGGGGCAGCCGUCGCGCGUCGAGGAGGAGGAGGAGGAACUGCCGGCCGCCGUGUUUGCCCGGGUGACGUGCGUUACGACAAUUCUGCUGGUCUACGUCUGCGUAUCGAUGGUGGCGAGCAUUUUCACGACGGGAGUGCACGGUAAUCUGUCGCAAAUCGAAUAUUGCGUCUACCCGCUAUGCUUUACUGCGUUCACGGGGCUGAUCUUCGGUGCGCUCGACUCCGAGGCCGCCGGACGACGGACAAUUAAACUCAUGCGCGCCUGGUGGAUCCCCCAAAUUGUUAUUGUGCCCUAUUUGUACUGGACGUCUGAUAUGUACGUGGAUGCUGUGCUCUUGUUUAUUGGAUUUUCUAUCAAUUCUAUCUUCUGGCCCUGGUUAUUCGGCGCAAUGCGCGAAAUCCUGCGGAAGCGGUAUCAGGGUUCGCGCACAGCAUGGUCGCAGCACUAUACAAGUCGAGCACUUAAGCUUGGUGCGUUUCAGAUCGUCCUCGCCGUCUCCGCUAUUGCGCAGGGCUUGGAGGGAAAGGAAUCGUUUCCCCGGGUUUACGCGACCUUUAACUUCAGCCUAAACCUGAGCACAGUACUGAUUUUCGUCAUCGCGAUCUUCGACGUCUGUGCAGUAGACACCCGUGCGGCCGCCACGUUACGCCUCUCGCCGCUGCAGGCCGCGGCGGUUGUCACCUGCGGCAUCGUCGUUUUAUCUGCCUUCGCAGGAUACAUUGUUUCUGAACAGAGACGACCGUCCAAAAGGGCAGCGCGCGCGGCGUUCCUCAGCAUGGUGUUUUCCAACCAAUUUUGCUUUAUUGUCGUCGGCCGGCUAGUGUGGGUCGCUCGGCGAAAGGCCCGAUCCGAGGACUCCGCGAGCGUGGUGCCGGCCAAGGAAGAAGGCCUCGAGGCAGGCGUGUUCGAUGUCCCAGGCGCGUAACUACAAGUCUAGUAGUUCUGGGAUUUCGCUGGUCGCCUACAACUCGUAAAAAAGAAUUCAAGUCUGGGCGCUGGCACGCCCGCGCGCUGCGUGCGGCGCUGUGGCUGGUGGUCCGGGGCUGCCGUGCGUUACGAGCAAACAACUGCUGCAUGAUACCGCUGGGGCGGCGUUCCAUGCAAAAAAAGCACCGCUGAGGGCGCCGCCGCUGGGCAGCCUUGCCAGUCAGGC
Messenger RNA from Pelagomonas calceolata, 1378 nucleotides. Lineage: Eukaryota; Pelagophyceae; Pelagomonadales; Pelagomonadaceae. The record is from the annotation of a GenBank genome assembly.